GAGCGAGUCUACAUCUGGCGGGAAACACGCGCUCUUCCCUCAUAUGUUCGGAAAAUCCACUAAAACACAUUUUCCACUAAAUGAUCAAUCAAUUUAGCCGCGGGGGCGUAUAAUACGAGUAAAAAUGCCGGUAAACACGGCAGGUGCAGGCGUCCACGCGGGUCAGCGGGCAGGUUGUAAAGUGAGACGACCACUAUUCCAAAUAUGGGGUUGGAUUUGUCGAGUAUGUGGCGGUGUGGUAGGGUCGCACCAAAAUUAGAGGAGCAGCCACGUACAGCCUGUGUGUGUGUGUGGACGCUAGUGUGUGGUGCCUCCUGCUUCCCCUCAGUGGAUGCCCGUGUUGUUCCCGCCAGUGGCACGAAUGCGAUAAUACGCCAUCCAUAACCUUCUUGGCCUGACGGAAACUCGACUUGUUAUGCUUGGUUGUGCUUGCUGAUCGGGGGGCGCGCCUUACAUCAGUGGUGUGUGUUUGUUGCAAUGUUUUAGAGCAGGUGAAGUGCUUGUUUUGUAACCGUGAGAUGUUUGUGUUGACAUUCACGACUCGACCCGCGACGCAGGCCUACAGAAAUGCGCACAGGAUGUAAAUUGAAGAGGAUUUAUUCAUUAUAGAAAUUAUGCAGAGCGGGGAGGCGGUAAGCCAUGAGGAACAGAUGACGUUGUCGCCAAGCCCCGCCCCCGCGGCCACGUCUGUCUCAGCCACGUCCCUGGCCUCCCUCCCCACCCUCUCCCCCUCCCUGGCCUCCUCCCCUCCCGUCAGCUCCCCCUCCAUCGCCUCCUCCCCCCCCAUCACGUCGCCGGUCUCGCCGACGUCACUCUCCUCCUUGAGAACUACCUCAUCAGCUGCCCUUCUGCACCUCGAGAAGCAAGCCAGUUUAGCGAACAAGCUAAGGUUAAGUAAGAUUCUGGGCAACCAUGCAGCCACGCCUCCCUUCGACGUGCGCUCGUCGCUGAUUGGUGACGACGACGAUGAUGGGCGGAGCGACAUACGGGUUCUCUCGCCCUCAUUGGUCAACAGCCAAGUGUUGUCCAAGACCCGGCCGCUCUCCCCUGACCCCCCCGACCCCCCUGGGACCCACCUCCCCAAUGGCGAAGGACUGGGCGGUGCGGAAACAGAGAGAAGACAGAAUACGGGGAAAACAGAUGAAGAUGGAGAAAAAACAACAAAGGGGAGAGGAAGGUAAGUUAACGAAUGAGUACAUAGGAUAAUUAGGAAUAAUAAGGAUGAAAAAAAACGAAAGGAAAAUAAGAGCGGGUGUUAAGUUAACGAAUGGGUACAUAGGAUAACCAAGAAGAAAACAGGAGAUAGAGUGAAGAUGAAAAUAAAGGGAGUGAUAAGUUAACGGCAGAAACAACGAAAAGAAAAUUAAAGAGAAAGGUGUGCAUAAAAGGGAAAAGGGGAUUAUUCGAUUAUAUAUAUCUGUCUAUCUAUCUAUCUAUAUCU
Messenger RNA from Penaeus monodon (black tiger shrimp), 1441 nucleotides. RefSeq names its product proline-rich protein 36-like. The record is from RefSeq and is a predicted model, not a curated record. NCBI's taxonomy places the organism in Eukaryota, Metazoa, Arthropoda, Malacostraca, Decapoda, Penaeidae. The transcript has 3 exons. The coding region runs from base 615 to 1181 and encodes 188 amino acids.